Scutellospora calospora is the source of this 839-nucleotide messenger RNA. Lineage: Eukaryota; Fungi; Glomeromycota; Glomeromycetes; Diversisporales; Gigasporaceae. The record is from the annotation of a GenBank genome assembly.
CAUCGGCUGCGACGGCAGGAAUCCAAUGCCCUACGGCUCCAGUUGAUUUUACAACAACCGUGAAUUCGACUUCAUCAACAUCAUUUACAUCAGUAUCAACCGUUACUCGUUCUGGAUCACUUACCUCAUUUGUUACAGUUACAGGUCUACAAGCAAUAGCUAGUGCAAUUACAACCACCCUUCCUGCAAUAGAUUUUAGUCAACCAUUAAUACCACGCAAUGAAACAAUACCAUCCGAUGCCUCUAAUGUUGCGUCGGAUUAUAAAAGCAUCAGUUCUAUAAAUGGUUUUUCCAGAUGUGGUGGUAUUAUGGAUAUCAAUGAUUUUCGCAUACUUUAUUCUGCAUCGAAAUCAACGUUUAUCCCUUUAUUUAAAGGGAAUUCUCCGAUUAUUGUAAAUAAUGCAACGGCACGCCUUUAUGUUCAAAUAUAUGGAACAGCAGUUGCGUUGGAAUUUGAUGGUAUUCCCUGUUUUGGUGCCGGAAAUCAAAGUGCUUGCACAUCAGGCCACAUAAUUGACUCUGGCAAUACGUAUAACGAAAAAAUAGCAAAAAGUGUGGGUGCAGCUUUAAUUAAAUAUGGAUAUUUUUCUUUAAUUGAAUCACUUGGUGGUUACGCUAUUUUGACAAUUCAAACUGGGAAUGAGAAUCCGUACCUUGCCUGUGCAGUUACCAAGAUUGCUGACGAUGAUAAUAUUGCAGACUCUUUUGUUUCUCAAAAUGCUUCGACGGCCUAUACCGCUACUUCGGCAUGCUUGGGUGCAGCAUGUUUGGCACUUGCUGCUGGUGGGGUGGUGUUUAAUGUUACCACAUCAGGAACAAGUGGAUCAACAGGUAUUUAA